ACUGAUGUGCCAUGCCAAAAUCCAUGCUAAAAUUCAGUACUACCUAAUAAUAUGUACAAGUUAAAUACUAGUUUCCAUAUAGUAACCACUACAAAAAUGGGAGGUUGGGGGUCCAGGGCGAUCGCGAAGGUCCAGGCCAGAGCAGACAGACGCAGGUCCAGGUUGGACAUUCCCGGACCCCAAAGGAACCAGACUCCGCGGCGUGGCGCCCCCGGUGGCCGCAGAGACCCGCGGCCGAUUGGCUCGGGCGUAGCACGCUGAGCGUGCGCGGCUGGCCCCGGGCUCCACGAUGGUGCUGUCGGCUGCAGACAAGGCGACAGUGCGCGCGCUGUGGAAGAAACUGGGUAACAACGUCGGCGUGUACGCGACCGAGGCCCUGGAGAGGACCUUCCUGGCCUUCCCCUCCACCAAGACUUACUUCUUCCACCUGGACCUGAGCCCCGGCUCCGCGCAGGUCAAAGCCCACGGCAAGAAGGUCGCCGACGCACUGACUCUGGCCGUGGACCACAUGGACGACUUGCCCCGAGCCCUGUCGGCUCUGAGCGACCUGCACGCGCAUAAGCUGCGAGUGGACCCGGUCAACUUCAAGCUGCUGACCCACUGCCUGCAGGUGACCCUCGCCCGGCACUUCCCUGGAGAUUUCAGCCCCACCCUGCAGGCCUCGCUGGACAAGUUUCUGAGCGACGUGGUUUUGGCGCUGGCCUCCAGCUAUCACUAAACUGAGGAUGGGUGGUCGCAGGACCCCUCAGCCGCCCCUUCCCGCCACGUUCCAGUGUUUGAGUAAAGUCCCCGAAAGAAACCUGAGCCUGUGGAAUGCGUGUGUUCCCUGGGAGGGCGCGCCCCGGGGCCUGACAGGGCCUGGGGGUAGAGGUCCUGCCCCACCGAAGGGGAGGGUGGGGAUCUGGAGAGGCCUGAGCCGCACUUUCCGCCAGGGCCAGAUCCCGGCGCGCCCCUGGCUCGCGUUCAUCGGACGCCCUGGGCAGCCGAGUGAAGAUUCUGGUCGUCCCCAACCCGGGCGGCCGAGGCGAGUUACGCAGUGGGUCCCAAAUGCUACGUCGUAACUCCGAUCCACCGUGCCCUUGACGGCGGCCACUUGGAGGCGCAGACCCGCAGCUUCCGCCCCUCCGGAGUGGGGUACCAGGUAGGGGUCAUGCGCUUGCCCCCGCUGGCAAGGCCAGGGCCCUCCCCAGGGCUGCUUGCUUGGGUCGACUCCUCUCAGAUGCAGGUACGCGGGACCUGGUCCUUCACCCACCUAAAACCGAAGGCGGCAUGCAGGGCGCAGCCUCUGAGAAAAUGGGGGAGCGGCGCCCCCUGCCGGCCUCGAUCAGACCUGCGCAGAGCCCAACCCGCACAACCCGACACCGCGGCUCUAGAAGGGAAGGGUAUUGGGGAUUUUAGGGAUCAGGGAAGACUGAGGGGAAGCGCGCGUUUGCCAGACUCUGGACCUGGUGGAAGGAGGUGGGUCCUGCCCAGUCACAGAGCAAAGUGGACCAGGGAGCCAGCCCAGAGCCCUGCCUACACCCAUACUUCCAAGGAGACAGACCUCAGAGCUGCUUUCUUUUUAAAAAUUUUCCUCAUAAACUCAAUCAUGGUCACUGUGGAGACUUCAGAAAAUGCAGUGACUACCCGAUUUACUAUACCUUCUUGUGUAUUUCAGUGGCUCCAUUAUUCCUUCAAUUCCCACUUGACACGUGGGAACAAAUGUGUGAACAAAUGGAGCAUAGAUAUGGGAGAUCCAAGAGCAAACGUGUGACACACACAC
Rhinolophus ferrumequinum (greater horseshoe bat) is the source of this 1762-nucleotide messenger RNA. RefSeq names its product hemoglobin subunit theta 1 (gene HBQ1). Gene Ontology annotation, cellular component: blood microparticle; haptoglobin-hemoglobin complex; hemoglobin complex. The transcript has 3 exons. NCBI's taxonomy places the organism in Eukaryota, Metazoa, Chordata, Mammalia, Chiroptera, Rhinolophidae. Gene Ontology annotation, molecular function: oxygen binding; organic acid binding; heme binding. The coding region runs from base 290 to 718 and encodes 142 amino acids. The record is from RefSeq and is a predicted model, not a curated record. Gene Ontology annotation, biological process: oxygen transport; hydrogen peroxide catabolic process.